This is a messenger RNA of Caenorhabditis elegans, 664 nucleotides long. RefSeq lists its product as uncharacterized. The transcript is spliced from 3 exons. The coding region runs from base 11 to 556 and encodes 181 amino acids. The record is from RefSeq and is marked reviewed. NCBI's taxonomy places the organism in Eukaryota, Metazoa, Nematoda, Chromadorea, Rhabditida, Rhabditidae.
UUUCAGAACUAUGGGAAGCCUUCUAUCCACACCAGAGGGAUCUAAUCCUAUCGGAAAAGCCAUUGGAUUUCUUUCUCAACGCAAAAGACCAGCCGUCGAGCUCCAAGAUGAUUUUGAACCAGAAGUAAAAGUUCAGCGAACUUGUGAGGUCCAGGAUGAAGAGGCGGAAGAAGAAAAUAUCGAGUUUGAGCAUGAAAUUGACGAGGAAGAGAUUGAGGAGCAAGACGAAAUUGUUCAUGAACAAUCUGAAAACGACCAAAACUUGAAGGAUAGUGAUGAAAAGAAAAACGAAAUUGUUGCUCUCGAGAAGUCUACUGAAAAAGACGAGGAGCUUCCAAUACCUGAAAAGGAGGCACAAGUGGAUCAAGAAGACACUUUGGAGAAUCUUUUUGAGAAGGAAACGGAAUCCAACAAUACAAAUGAGCAGCAAGAAAACGUUGAAACGAACGAUACCACUUCCAAUUUUGAUCUCAACGAAGCAGAGGAAAGAGUCGACGUAUUUUCAAACGGGCUUCUGACUUCAAUCCAAUCCACUCAACCAGAAAUCAUUGCAUAAAUUGAAUUUAUUAACUUAUUUUUUAUCAACGCCAUUAAAUUUUAAUUUUUAAAAUUUUUUUCAAAAUAUGUGACAAAAUAAAAUAUUAUAAACUUGAAUUUUAGCUAA